Messenger RNA from Didymosphaeria variabile, 1416 nucleotides. RefSeq lists its product as uncharacterized. The transcript is spliced from 2 exons. The record is from RefSeq and is a predicted model, not a curated record. Lineage: Eukaryota; Fungi; Ascomycota; Dothideomycetes; Pleosporales; Didymosphaeriaceae. Gene Ontology annotation, molecular function: oxidoreductase activity, acting on paired donors, with incorporation or reduction of molecular oxygen; iron ion binding; heme binding. The coding region runs from base 1 to 1416 and encodes 471 amino acids.
AUGCGUGAGUCAGAAAAGGCAGUCUUCCAUCGGUAUCCAGAAAUCGAGGCAAAGCGCAUGCUUGUUGAAUUGCUGGAUGAGCCAGACCGGUACAACCACGCUCUAGAAUCCUUUGUUGCCCGUGUCACUUGUCGCUUGGCUUGGGGACGCAGCGAAGCGAGUGACGAACUCAAGCAACGCGCACGCGAGUUGCUGAUUGGAGUCUCUCCUACUGGCGCUUUCGGUAACAAACUUCCUUUCCUGAUGGCUCUUCCGGACUGGCUCUCACCUCCCAAAUCAUGGGAACGGAGACGCGCUCGGACCGAGCGUAGCUUCUUCGAGAUCAUGCAAGGAGAAGUUGAAAAAGACGCUCGCGAGAAGAAGGCGCCCCAGUCGUGGAUGAAGAUCUUCCUUGACAGUCGUAGCAAGUGGGGCUUCCAGUAUGAGUUGGAAGGCGCUUAUGCUGUCGGAAUGCAUGGUAUUGCUGGAGCCUUGACUAUUGCUGCGCCGAUGCAGACGUUCUGCUUGGCAAUGUGCUUCUAUCCGCAGUACUUGCCAAUGCUUCAGGAGGAGCUGGAUCGGGUAUGCGGUGACCGUCUCCCCGUUGCGGAGGAUCGGCCUAACCUCCCAUUCCUGCGCGCUGUUAUCCGGGAGUGCCUGCGUUGGCGGCCACCGGUGCCAACCGGCAUCCCUCAUGCGCUCACUCAGGACGACGAAUACGAUGGCUGUCACAUCCCUAAGGGUAGUGUGGUGCAUCCACUCGAGUGGGCCGUCGCCCGCGACCCCUCCAUGUUCCCAGACUCCGAGGCAUUCAACCCACUUCGCUGGGUUGAGCCGGGCUGGCCAACGUACCAAGAACCACUGACUCAGUUCCCGACUAUCAUCAACUGCUCGCAGUUCGGCUACGGUCGUAGACUCUGCCAGGGUCAGACUGUGGCCGACGAGGACCUUUUGAUCGGAAUCGGAUCAAUAGCGUGGAUGUUCAACAUCUCUAGGGAACACGAUUCUGCUAUGUCGUCCGUAAUAAGCAACUCAAUUGGCAUGAACGAGAAGGCCUUCAUCUCCCAAGAAGAACUCAACCUCGCAGUCGAGGAGCCCAGGCCUCCUACCAUGGAAGACGUGCUUCUGUCUAAGUAUACUUACCCGGGAGCCUUCCCCUCCAGUCACAAAGAGGUAAAAGGGAAGCUCACCGAUCAACGGAAAGAGCUAUCGAAGUUCGAUCCUGCCAAUAUCGAUCCUACGCUUGACUUUAGCACCUUGCUCAUUGCUAAGCCGCUGCCGUUCAAGUUUGAGCUGCAGCCGCGCGAUAAGGAACGCGCUGAGAGGGUUAGGAACUUGUUCCAAGAGGGGCGCGAAAAGGGAGAUUACACGGAGAGCCGAGAGUUCUGGGGUGAGAAUCAAGGAAAGGGUAAGCCGUGUGGAUGGGGGAAGGUAUGA